This is a messenger RNA of Oryzias latipes (Japanese medaka), 1131 nucleotides long. It is a transcript of the gene pigp, whose product is annotated as phosphatidylinositol glycan anchor biosynthesis, class P. The record is from RefSeq and is a predicted model, not a curated record. Gene Ontology annotation, biological process: GPI anchor biosynthetic process. NCBI's taxonomy places the organism in Eukaryota, Metazoa, Chordata, Actinopteri, Beloniformes, Adrianichthyidae. Gene Ontology annotation, cellular component: endoplasmic reticulum. Gene Ontology annotation, molecular function: phosphatidylinositol N-acetylglucosaminyltransferase activity.
GACCGAACUCAUUUAGGUGAUGGACUAACGUUUUGUUGACAGCAGUCAGCUAGGUUUUGGCGUAAUAUGAUUAGAUGCACUUUUUACAUUUUUAUUUAUGUUUCGUUUGAAAUAGUAGAAUUGGAUUUUAUCUAUCGUUGAACCUAGCUGAUGGUACGAUAUAAACAAGCUAUUUGAGAAACAUUUAAACUGUUUUUAGGGGUUUUUGUAAACUUGCUGCUCUUCUUACGAACCAAAAUACACUUAUUAUCUGUCGAUCAUGGUUGAAAACUCCCCAUCACCUAUGCCAGAGAGAGCAAUCUAUGGGUUUGUUCUCUUCCUUGGCUCCCAGUUUGGCUUCUUUCUGUACUGCUUGUGGGCAUACAUACCAGAGGAAUGGCUUCAUUCUAUAGGGCUCACUUAUUGGCCUCAAAAGUAUUGGGCUCUCGCAGUGCCAAUAUAUAUGCUGGUGGCAAUACUGGUGUUUGUUGUGGUGUUAUUUGGGGUCAACAUGAGCAACACAGCCCCACUGGACUCUGUGGACAACAUCACAGAUAUUUAUGCACUAAAGCAGAGUGAAGAAUGCCUGCAGAAGGGGGGAAUACCUCGAAUAAAGGAUGUCUCCAUCAGUGAUGUCAACAAAAUGUUUUAUUUAUCACCCAAAACAUAACAGUCUGCUGCUGGGUGUUUUGUGGUUUCUCUGUUCAUUUAUUAAUAAUCUGGGGGAACCUUUCUGAUGGUGUAAUAUGCCAAAUCUGUUCGCUUUUGCAAAUUUGUAUGCAAAGUUAACAGGUCUGGUUAGUGGGUUUGUAUGUAACUUUUGCACUGUGACUUUGCUAUUUACCUUUUAAAUUUUUUUUCUUAAUUGAUCAAGAUGUUUCCAUCAUACCAAUAAGAAAAUAUCACUUAAAUAUGUUCAUUUACAGUAUGUUUCAGUGCAUUAAAGAUGAGGUAUUUUUCCACAAGAUAAACUCAACUUUUGUUAUUUUAGACAAAAUAGAUAAAGUUUCAAAGCUGAACCAAGUUGUGUUUAUAGUUUCUGGCUAAACAUAAAAUAAUAUAUAUACUGUAUAUCUUGUUGUUUCAUUGUUGCCUUUGUAUUUUUGUACAAUUCAAAGAUGACAAAAGUGCAUAAAAGAUAUUUUAAAAAAA